This is a messenger RNA of Dictyostelium discoideum AX4, 921 nucleotides long. RefSeq lists its product as hypothetical. The transcript has a single exon. NCBI's taxonomy places the organism in Eukaryota, Evosea, Eumycetozoa, Dictyosteliales, Dictyosteliaceae. The record is from RefSeq and is a predicted model, not a curated record. The coding region runs from base 1 to 921 and encodes 306 amino acids.
AUGAAAAAAAAAAAAAAAAAACGUAAAAACUCGAGGAAAAAAAAAAAAAAAAAUAUUAUUUUUAAUUUCCAGCCAGCAAACAAAAUGAAUUUAAAUAACAUAUCAUGCAUUAAUUGCAGAGAAAAAUUAAAGAAUUUUAAAAAUAUUAUUAUUCAUUAUAUUAUGCAUAAAAAUAUAUGUCCAUUUUGUCUUGCAUAUUACCGUUCUUAUAAACAAUUUUAUGAUGUAAAUGGACAUUCCAACAUCAAAAAAUGUAAAAAUGAACAAAAUAAAAUUAUUACAAAUAAUCAAAAAAGAGAUAGCUUUUAUAAAAAAUUAAUGGAUAUUACUGGUGAAAAAAUAAAAUAUCCAACAAAUGAUUCAGAUGACCCAUGUAAACAUUUAUGUAACCAAAACCAAGAUGAAAUUUUUUAUCAAGAAAAUAAUGAAAAUAAUGAAAAUAAUCAAACAAUUGAUAAUGAAGAAAAUCAUGAUAUAAUUGGGUUGGUACAUAGUGAAGAUGAAAACAAUGAAAUUAGAAUAGAUGAAAAUGAAGCAAACAUUAAUAAUGAAAAUAAUGAAAAUAAUGAAAAUGAAAAUGCUCAAAACGAACCAAUAAAUAAUAAUCUAAAUAAUAAUUUAGAUAAUGAAAAAUCAAAAAAAAAAUUAAAUGAAACUGAAAUUGAAUUUUUAAUGUUGGGAAUUGAAAACUCAAUAAGUUUAAAGCUACUUGAAAAAUUUAAAAGUUUUAUUGACAAAAAUAAAACCAAUUUAAAUCAAAUAAGAUACACACCUCAAUAUAUGGAUAAAUUAUUUAUGGAAGAUUUUCAAAUAAAAGGAGAAACAUUUAUAAAUAAAAAUUAUGAUCACUCAAUUUUUUAUUUUGAAAUUAAAAAAGUAUUAGAAACUUUAUUAAAUAAAAAGCAAUUUUUGAAAGAAUAG